GGCGGGACGGGGAUUGCCCGCUGACGGUGUCAACUCUCAGGUAAGUGACACGGACGCUUUACUAUUCUACCGUGUCAUGUUAGAGUCACGUGUUCUUUAAUGUGACUUCCCGUCUGCUGGGUGAGUUUCUGUUCCGCAGAGAAGACGUCGACGAGAGGAAGAGUGUUUGAAACACAAAGGUGGGCCGCGGAAAGUUACAGACGGGUUGUUUAACGAUAUAACUCGGUUCGCUUCUGGUUAUCGGACUGCAGGAUAAAACACCGGAACCGUGUUCAGUUUUACACACGUUUGAGGUGUAAGGUGGUGUUCUUAGAGAAAACCACUUGUUAGGAGCAGAAUACAUCACCUACUUCCUUCUUCGCUGAUUUUUCACAUGGUUUGGGUUGUGGACGUUGACUGAGAGCUGCAUUAACAGUUCCAAUGGACAGCAGGAGUCACCUGAAGAACAUCUUCAUCUGUGUUUUGGUAGCACUGACAGUGGUCAUCAUUUACCUUGUCAAUGAAAACACGCCUGAUGGCAUGUAUGGACCAGCAUACAAAAAGUCCAACACCACGGCCUCUUCGCCGCCUGAGCCAAAGUGGGAGGACCCAGGCCCGUACCAUGUGGCCUACCCACGGAACUACAGAUUCAUCAUGGAUAACUCUCCAACGUGCAAGACCACCACUCCGUUCCUCAUCUUGAUGGUUCCCAUUGCUCCCACCAAUUUGGAAGGUCGGGACACCAUCCGAAGGACAUGGGGGGGUAAGAAAAUGGUCCUCGGUCAGCUGGUCGAGACCGUUUUCAUAGUGGGGCUACCUGGAGGGGUUGACGUCAACCAGCAGGCGAGACUGAAACAGGAGAGCGAGCAGUAUCGUGAUCUCAUCCAGAGUAACUUCCAGGACAGCUAUCGCAACUUGACCAUCAAGACGAUGGUCAUGCUGGAGUGGCUGGCUCAGCACUGCUCCAAGGCCAGCUUUGUGAUAAAAAUUGACUCGGACAUGUUACUGCAUGUAGAUAAUUUGGUUGCAUUGUUACUCGACCCGAAGACGCCGAAGGAAAACUACAUGUUGGGUUUAAUAUGGUGGCACAGCCCAGUUUUAAGAAACCCUUUCAACAAGUUCUACAUGCCACGCCACGUGAUCGCCGAGCCAGAGUACCCCCCCUACCCUCUGGGCAUGGCUUACGUCAUGUCUCUGGAUCUACCCAAGAAGAUCCUGAGCAUCUCGCCUCAAAUCAAACCCAUCUACAUUGAAGACGCAUACCUGGGCAUGUGCCUGAAACGUCUGGGUGUGUUUCCUACCGACCCUCCUGAUCAGAGGAUGUUUCAGGUCGUCCCCCAGCAUCCUAUGAGUAGGUGCGACCUCUCAAAAGUGGUCGCCAUGACUACGACGAGCAUGUCACAAAUGCAAAUCUACUGGCAGAAGAUCGUGCAGGGAGUUCACUGUUAGGCCUGAUUUUAAUAUUGAUUACUUUUGGACGGUUUGGCAAGGUUUUUGGUUAAUUUUGGUUCACAGAAGGAAGCUUCCCAUGGGAUAACUAUUAUGUGGAAGGUCACAAGCAGACAAAUGGUAUGUUUACCACUGCAAUAAUUUUACUCUUCAGCCUUUUGUUUUUGACGGUGUAUGUUACAAGUCAACAGGGAUUUCUGGCUCAGGGCCCAAAAGGUUUACAGUGCAAACCAAAGUAGCCUCUUGUCUUAUCCAAAAGCCAAUGAAAAUAUGGCCAAUCUAAUAAUGUUAGAUUGGCCAUUUCCCAUUUCUGCCCAAAUCACAGAGAUAUCGAGUCGCAUUGGAUUAGUUAUUGUCACAGGACCUCAAAGUUCAGUAGAUAAUUUGAGGGAGAACUUUCACUUUACAAAGUACUGACAUGGUCACUGGAUUAACAAUGCAGACAAUCCAUGUAAUUAUUACAAAUGCCCUUGGUCCAUAAGUAAAACUAAUCCCAUAUGAACAGGUCUUAAUGUUGAUUUAAAUUAUUUUAGUCGGCUUUGAAGUAAGUUUUAACUUAUGUAUAGAGAGCAGUCAUUCUGUGCAUACAAAUAUUUUUACAUUCAGUUUGUAUUUUGCUGCUAUCUGUGUAGAGUUUUGAACUUUCUUCCCUUUGUAUGCAUAUAUUUUUUUCAAUGUAUUCCAGGUUACUAAAACUAUGCAUGUUAAGCUGCAGUAAUAGAUUAUGCGGGCCCAAAUGUAAAGAAAUUAAGCACAUUUAGGAUGAACAUCAAAUUUGGCUUGUGUUGUAGAAGACACACUCCCAUUUUGUUAUAGAGUCUGAAAGAUGGUAAAAAGUUUGUUGCUGUUUUGCAGUGAGUUAUCCAGCUGACAUCGCUAAGUAGCUAGCUAACAGGUCGUCCCUCUGAUUGUUUUGGCUAACUUUAGCAGCUUAAAGCAACUCAAAUCCAUGAUAUACAACAAAAUAUUAUCUGGUAUUAGAUGUCAUUCACAAGAGACUAUUUGCAGCUGCUUUUAUAUCUCUCCAUUAAUCCAGCUAAUCGGCUGUGAGUCGCACUGCAGAGUUCUUGAAGAAACUUUCUAUGAUCUUAUGAAAUUGCACCUACUCUGAGGUUACUCUGAUAAUCUUUAAGGGAAAUGAAGGCAGUUAUGAGGAACAUUGGAUAGAAUUGGAGGAAAAGAACUUGGACUUCAAGGUAGAGAAAAUGCAUGUUGGAAGGUUAGAGUAAAAGUAUUUUGUUAAAUUUAAAAUGAAUAAACCUCUCUGUGAUCUUUUCCUGUAAAAGAUCAAAAAACAACCCCCCAAAAAACAACCAUAAGGUUUUACAGGAUAAACUAAAUUAAGAAUGUUAUCACAGCAGUUGUCUGUCACCACACCAGAAGGGGGCAGGCUAGCACUGCAUAAAAGCCUUAACCCUGACCUGCACUGACUUAAACUCUCAGGACUGCUUCACAAACAGCCGAUCCAUCUUUUAACACCUUUCAGCCACUUGUCUUGGAAGAAUAAUCAUAUUGACACACAAGUGGUUGCUUCAGCUGAGGAAACAUGUCAAACUUUUUCUGUUACUGUCAUGGCAGAUUCUCAACGCUGAGACCAGCUAACCAUGCUUGGGCAAAAUUCAAUAAGCAAUGCAAGAUAAGGGGCACAGGCCUGGGCUGGCACGGUCAUGUUUUCCCCCCCCUUGAAAUCUCUUAGAAAUAGUAAUAAUAAUAAUACUGUGACCUGGUCAAGAGGUGAAACUAAAUCCAAGCAUAAAAAAACAAACAAGCAAAAAAAAAAAACAGUUCAUAUUGGACUUUUUAAAAUCUCAUUUAUGACUUGCACUAAUAAUUGGAUGUUGAUGAAAUGCUGUACUUUAAGAAACAUUUCCAAACAAUGACAAAUGAUUUGAUUUGUAGCUUCUGUAUAUUCUGCCAAUGGCUAAUUUUUUAAAAAUAUUAUAUGGCUCCGUUAUCAGCCAUAUAAUGACUGACCUUUUUAUUUUUACAUGCAAAGCUGCGUCUUCUGUCCACUAGACUGUUGUUUUAUGUGUGUCUGCUGAGUCUUCACCCCGGUUUAUUUGUUGAUUCACUAUUUUCGGUAGUUUUAGACAUAAACACACAAAGAAGACGAUACAGAGGGUGCUACCAUGUGUGCUAUUGUUUCUGUGGUAUGGGUACUAAUGUGUUUCUUUGAUAUACUAAUGAAAGUCAUGUAAAGUUUUUUUUCUUUGAUAACUAGAUUGUGCAAUAUAACAGUAGGGGAGGUAAUAACGGUAACACUGGCGAGUUUAUUAAAUAAUUUCUUUUUGCUCCGUUGAGGUUGGAUUUCCUACAUAAUUCAGUGUCACAUUAAUGCCACUGCACUUUUACACGUAUUUUUACACACAGUCGUUCACCUCUUUAUGAGUUUCCUGAUCAUGGAAGGACUAAGGGUUGCAGUCGUGUAAGAGCAUUUAAAAACCCAUCUGUGCACAGGAAAGUUUUGCUCAAACCAGGUGUUUUGGUUGUGUCCUCCCCCCACCCCAACCUCUUUCUGGCAGACUGGCUGCCCUCUCCAUCGCCGUCUGCAAACAGACUGCACCAUGGGGUCGUAAACUUCAGGUGGCUCUGUUUGGGCUACGGGCAAAAUCUUUCACACACUAUUGUUUUCCUUUUUGUUUUGUUUUUUCAACAUAUAAAUGUAUACUUAUAAAGCUCAUUUCACAGGCUCCAAGUUUAAAUGAAAAAACUUUGUUGCACUUAGAUUCUGACAGGGUGACGCUUUCAGAAAGCUGGUACUGAAACGUUUAAAACAAAAUGGGAAAAUUGGUCAUCGAUUAAUAUUUAAAAUGCUCAAAAAUGUUAAAUUGUAUGUGUGCUGUUAAGUGGCGUUAUUAAAACCACAGAGCAAUAGUCCAGUGACUUUAAACCUGCAGUAAUUGAUAACCACGUGCUGUCUCAAUUUUAAGUUAUGCUAACAGUGCCACCUGGUGGUCAAACAAGAUAUUGUUUUCAAUUAAGUAUUUUAACCUUCUUGUCCCUUCAAGAGAUGACUUUACUCUGCGCACCAUACGGUGGAUUCACUCUGACACAUGUGCUUUUGAGUUUUGCGUUUCUGCGUGGUUUCGGGAAUUGAUGGUCUGACAGGGCAGCCCACCUGUUUCCUUCUGAGCCUCUCCUGAGAGUCGGGCUAAGACUGCGGGAGGUUUAAAUAAAGUUUGUAGGCAGCCUCACUCCCUUUUGCAAUUACAAGUAAUGUAAUUAAAUUGAUUAUGGAGAAUCUGGGUUUCGCUACAAGGAUGAAAAGUCUAAUGACGAUCAGAAAGAAAAAGGAGAGAAAAGAGACGGUAGAUGGGAGAACUUUGUGGAUCAGAGGCACAACAAGCAGCUCUCAGACUCAACCAACGUUCAGGCUGAUGGGAUGUAAAACAUUAUGAACAUCGGUUUUCAAAUCUUGCAUCAGAUUUUCGUCAGGAUUUGGGUCUGAACUUUGACUGGACCUUGACCACAUUAAUAUGGUUUGCACCAGAUUAACAAGCAAAUCUAAAACUAACUUGCAAAGUUUGGGAAAUUUUAUACAAAUACAAAAGACGGCAUCUGUUUAAAGCCUGGUGAUACAUUCAUUUCUCCUUUUUUGCAUCUGCUUCAGCCAUUUGCUCCAUCAUUCUUCCAGUCCGUUGUUCCUGCACCAGUCGUCAGAGCUAAAGAGGUAUUCCAAGCCUGUCCUUUUCCAGAACAGCAAUAGGAGUUUAGUGUUUACAGUGAGGUCAUGUGGCACUUGGCUAAUGCUCUGUUGUUCAAACCUUUUGAUUGGCCUUUACCAAUCAAUUGAUCGACAACAGACAACUGUCUGCCUCUGGAUCCAAACAAAAAGAAAUCGGCCUUGAAACUGGGUCUCUGUCCCUUUAAGAAACUCUUGCUCUUCAGGAAGUCAUCCCAAUAUGACUCCUCUAUUAACCCUCUAACAACAUUUUACCAGUGUUUCCCUGAGCAGCAGCUCUUAUAAUGGUUUCACCAGAUGUGCAGUUUCGCCAGGUGUUUGCUAACUGUUGCUGGCUAGUCUGAAGGAGCUGAGUGGGGGUGUUGCAGGGGAGGGAUUUCUCUGCGAGGCUCUGUGAGAUGGAGGCUCAAAAUCUGCGAAACUGAAGCUCUUAGGAGGGGCUUCGUCCUCAAAGGCGGGACUUUUUUUUUUGUUGUUGUUGUUACUGUUUAUCAUGUUCAUUUGUUAACAUAUAUUUUUUUACACCUACAAACUUUGGGCAAUUUCUCUCCUCGGACUGGACAAAAUAAUUCAAAGAAAAAAACAAAAGAGUUUGACAUAUCACACUUCAAAGAGAAGAUAUUAGUAUCUGUAUCGGGGAUACUCUUCCAGCAUUAUCGGAUCAAUACCAAAGUUUUAAUUAUCGUGUUAACACGGGUGAUUUUUGCAAAUCCUUCUGUGGUUUGUUGGAAAUGAAAGAACAAAUAGCUUUUUUUUUUCUUUUAACUAUAUAUGUUUAUAUGUAUUUUUUAAAUAAGUAUGGGCAAUAUCUUUAGCCUGAAACUUGCUUGUCGUACUUCUGCCCAGAAAUAUGAUGUCAUUUUAUUGUAUUAAAUGACAUCCAGGAUUCCAUUUAUUUUCUUGAAGCCUACCUCUUGAAGUGUGAAAUCCCGUAACAGAGUAGAAUUUAUAUUCCUUUGAAUACAGACAGAAAUCAAGCUUGCAAAGAACAGAACUCUAAAAGAAUGAGCACUUUGAUAAAAUUAGCAAAGUUCAGAACUUCUCUUGCUCUAAGCAGCAACAUAAUGUGUUUGUGAAGAAACACUUUAUGUUUCUUCACAAGGGCCAGAAAUUCAUUAUUUUUGUUAAGGACGGGUUUCUACACGAUCACAUGUAAGAUAUGACAAUAAUAAAAUGGUACCAGGGUUAUUAGACUGCUCUUUCAAAACUUCCACGAAAUCUAAUAAAAUCAGAGAUGAGGAAACAGGAUUUAAGGGGGAAAAAAACCUCAGCAUGCUGUUUUCGCCUCCCUUUAUUUCUCCUGGCUCAGGCCCAAACACUAAAUUUGACCGCCUCCCUCGGGGAGAGUAACUCCAGGCCUGAAUUCCUUUGCGUUAUUUCAUGUUUACUUUCUGCUGCAACAUUUUUUCUCCCUUCUGUGCACCAGCUUGCAUUAGAGGAACUCCUCCAACGUCAAAAAUGUCAUCAAAAUCCGCAUCCAGGCAUCUGCGGGGCCUUAUACAUAAAAACAUCCCGAGUUUCAUGAACGUGUGAAAAGCACCGUGAAAAAUGCAGAGCUAAACGCUGAGCUGUUUUUUUUUUUUCUUGAAAGACAGACGGUUUGAGAUGUAGAAGAAGUCAUUUCCGUUCUGUUGGGGAAGCCUGCGAAGGGUCACGUCUUCCACAACUCUGCCUGUGUGAAUCACAUAAACAAUCCGAGCAGCCCCCCUCCACACAAUUUCGUCUUCACAGGCCUGUCCAACAAAUCAAUCAAACAGCUGCAGCUGAUCCAGAACGCUGCUGCUCGCGUUCUCACUAAAACCAGGAAGAUAGAGCUGAUAACACCAGUUUUAAAGUCCCUUCACUGGCUCCCUGUAGCUCAAAGAAUAGACUUUAAAAUACUGUUGUUAGUUUAUAAAUCACUGAACGGUUUAGCACAUUAAAGAUCUGCUGUUGUUGUAUCAACCUUCCAGACCUCUCAGGUCUUCUGGUUCUGGUCUGCUCUGCAUCCCCAGAACCAGAACCUAGAGAGGAGAAGCAGCUUUCAGCAUCUGUGCACCAAAAAUUUGGAACAAACUUCCAGACAACUGUAAAACAGCAGAAACCCUGACUUCCUUUAAAUCUCAACUAAAAACACACCUGUUUAGAAUUGUAUUUGAAACAUAAUCAAUUAAAAAUCUAAUGAUGGAACAAUGUAUUGUCUAUUACAUGCUGCAUGACUUUGUGUUUUUGUGUUUAUGAUGUAAAGCACUUUGAAAUGCCUUGCUGCUGAAAUGUGCUAUACAAAUAAAAUUUGAUUGAUUUGA
Messenger RNA from Poeciliopsis prolifica (blackstripe livebearer), 7395 nucleotides. RefSeq names its product beta-1,3-galactosyltransferase 2-like. NCBI's taxonomy places the organism in Eukaryota, Metazoa, Chordata, Actinopteri, Cyprinodontiformes, Poeciliidae. Gene Ontology annotation, cellular component: membrane. The coding region runs from base 421 to 1428 and encodes 335 amino acids. The record is from RefSeq and is a predicted model, not a curated record. Gene Ontology annotation, molecular function: N-acetyl-beta-D-glucosaminide beta-(1,3)-galactosyltransferase activity. The transcript is spliced from 3 exons.